Molecule: messenger RNA, 4042 nt
Organism: Anarrhichthys ocellatus (wolf-eel)
Lineage: Eukaryota; Metazoa; Chordata; Actinopteri; Perciformes; Anarhichadidae
Gene: nectin3b
Product: nectin cell adhesion molecule 3b
Exons: 6
Coding region: 72-1739 (555 amino acids)
Biological process (GO): homophilic cell-cell adhesion; heterophilic cell-cell adhesion
Cellular component (GO): apical junction complex; adherens junction
Source: RefSeq, a predicted model, not a curated record
ACAUACCGUUAAAUUGGCAUGCAGCCGACGCUCGUGUCCUGUAGCAGAGAGACUGCACUGUUCAUGAAAAAAUGUUACCGCGCUAUCAGCGGAGUUACCUCGGACAGCAGGGCAAGGUCGCGUUAUUUCACCUUUUCUGCAGUAUUACAGGUGUGUGGGGCAGUCAGGUGCUGGUGCCUCAGAGGGUGAACGCUGUGCUGGGGAAGAAUGUGACAUUAGAGUGCCGGGUGGAGGUGGCUUCAAACCUCACUCUUACUCAGAGCUCCUGGGAGCGCCGCCUGCCAUCAGGCUCUGUCACAGUAGCCGUCUACAACCCACGGUAUGGCAUCUCCAUCCCGCCAGAGUUUCUCCAUCGAUUGUAUUUCCGCUCGCCCUCUUCGCACGAUGCCACCAUUGUGUUGGGAAACGUGGGCUAUGCGGAUGUCGGGAUCUAUACCUGUAAGGUUGCCACAUUUCCUCUUGGGAACACUCAAGCCUCCAUUACUGUCAAUGUGCUUGUGGAGCCGAAAGUCUACGUGUCUGCAGGUUCGUCUGCUUUGCUCGACGGUGGCAACGAUACUGUGGUGGCCACUUGUAUUGCUGAGCGAGCCCGGCCCCCUGCUGAGGUGUCCUGGGAGUCCAACCUUUUUGGACAGUCCGAAGUGCAGCUAUUUGACGAAACCAACGGCACAACCAGCACGCAAGUGAGCUACCUCUGGCAGCCCACACGUCACGUCCAGGGCCAAUCACUCACCUGUGUCGUCCGCCACCCGGCCCUGCAGAGUGACUUCAGGAUCCCCUACCAACUCAAUGUGCAGUUUGCUCCUGAUAUCUCUGUUGUGGGCUAUGAUGGAGACUGGUAUGUUGGUCUGGAAAAUGUUCAAAUGACGUGCAAAGCCAACGCAAACCCACCGGCUAAUCACUUCAGAUGGAUCAGAUUGGACAGUGAAAUGCAAGAAGGGGUGGAAAUAAUGAACAGCACUUUGCUCUUCCUGCGUCCCCUCCAGCGGAAUGACUCUGGAGUUUACAGGUGCGAGGUUGCCAAUGACAUCAACCUCCGCAGCCGGGAUGUGCGCAUUCUCAUACAAGAUCCUCCCACCAUGCCUUCCACCAUUACUGCUCCUGUCCUAACUGGCUCUGCCUCCUCCACCUUAGUCGAUGAUAAGGGGCAUGUUCUUCUCAGCUCCCCCACGCGUGAAGCCCUACCUGAGAGUAAUCUUGGCUCCAUAGUGGGUGGGGCUGUGGGCGGGGCCUUGUUUCUGCUACUGCUGCUGUCUCUGGUUGGCGUGUAUUACCUACGGAAGCCGCAAACCUUCCACGGGAACUACUACACCAAACAGUACCUGGGCCCCAAUGACCUCCAGAAGGCCCCCACGCAGCAUGAGCUCCACCCUACGAAAGCCGGGAGCAGCGCCCACCUUCAGGACCACGACCGAGAGGAGUGGGGGGACCGCCAGCUCAAACGUGAGCGUGAUCGCCGUCGCCAUAGCAACUACAACGGCGAGGAGUACCCCUCUAAUGGCUACACUAGGGCAAUGAGGGAGAGCAGUCAUCCCAGCAAUCAGCAGAAUCCCCAACGUGAACACACGCAGUAUUCUAGUCCACGGCAGGCCAGAUGUGCCAGAUACCCUCAUUCACCGAAACCACAGAGAAACGGCCCCCCCCACCUGUCAGACGACUGCUACGAUAAUGGGCCCGAGGGGGAUUACGUCUCUCACACAGACGGGUCUGUCAUCUCACGGAGGGAGUGGUACGUUUGACAAGCUCCCCCGGUCACCGCAGGAGCAGAGAAACAACGGAAAUCCCAAGGUUUCAUUGAAUUAAGAAGAAGCACAUUAUUUCUGUUCUGUUCGCACAGGCACACUUCUAUCUAAUCUCAGUUCUGUAGUUCUCUCGUUUGGUUCAAGUUUCCUGGUCGACACUUGAGACACAAUGUGUCUGUUCUUGGUGUGGGCAGACUGUGGACUCGACAGACUGGACUGCACAACCACUUUGACGGUCAACAUCUACAUGCCUAAAGUCAGCGUGUCACUAGACUAACUAAAGAUCAGGAUGUAUGUGCGCUCUCUGCCUUACUACAUGGACUGCCAAUGUGUUUACUUAUGUCUUUCAGUUGAGUUGAAGCCCCGGGGGCUUGCAGACCACACGUGGUUGUGGUAGAAGGAUGAUUUUUUUGUUUUUGUUUCCGCAAAAUCAGCCUUCUCAGGCUAUAUGUCACUUGCCCAUUUUGUAUGUGUUGAUUUUGCUUACACUGAUUCAUUAAGACGACCUCUGACCUCUGAAUAUGAAUGGCUGAUAUUCACGAAUGGUACAGAACCCAUGACUGGAAGUAAUUCCAUGAAAUUCAAAGGAUCACAGGUCCCUUUUUUCUAAAACUCAGUAGGACACAGUAAAGACAUAUAGGCUAAUUAAACAAAAAGGUUUAUCCCACUGAGAAAUCAGAAUAACUUCACAGCUGAUGACCUCUCCACACUGAUUUAUAAUCACAAAAUAUAUUGCACUGCCUUUUGCAAAACUUUGUAACGGACGACCACGUCAUUUGUUUUCUACCAGAAAUGUCGACCCGUUAUGUAACUUACCAUGAUGGGAGACUUGUGAGCUUGAGGACUUGACCACCGAUGUCCUAAUAAUGUCCUUUUAACACUGAUGGCUCAGAGUGGGAACCUUAAGAGCAUUUCUACUGUAUAUCCUCGGGAGGGCAAGCAGGGAUGUCUGCAUGAACGAGGCACAGCUCACCGUAACAACAGACUGGAUUUAUCAAACAGUCGAGCCUUGAGAUGCAAAUAAGCUCCAACAUUCUGCAAGAUUUGUGUGUUUUAUUGAUUCGGGGAAGAGUUUCUGGCUGGUUGUCUUCUUGAUUUAGCCUCAAACACAUUCUCCUGUUAUCUACCAUAUGGUAAUGGAUGUGUUUUGAGAGUUUGCACUCUGGCACCAACCCAGGCCUCUUGGAAAAUUCAAGAGUGCUAUCAGCGUGGGGUAUUGUUGAACGCAGGCCACAGUAUGGCAGGCACCAUACGCUGGCCUCCCAGCCACAAUGUAUUUCGUUGCACAAAGAAGUCAUUCAAGAGUGCCGCCAGUACGCCCGACCACAAAUAACCACCGACGGACUAAUUUCACUCCUCUGAGUAAUCCAUAGAAAAAUACACGACUGCGACACAAUCCCAAUCUGAGGCAUUAUUGUUGCUUAUCCAUGUGUGCAACUGCACACUCCAGUCAUGUUCACUAGUUGGUGUUUUUGUAAAUUAAGCAUUUAUUAUUAUUACUACCAGUAUUACUACAGUCAAAUACACAUUAUAAAGACAAAUCAGGUCAUCUGGGAUGGAUGUGCUGUCACUGUCGCUCGUGGUUAUCAAAGCCACAGCACAGUGCUUCCUCGCCAGAUGGGACAAAAAAUAUUUUGUUGCACGUUCAUUCAUCAUUAUCCUUUCUAAAAUAAUACACCCUAUGCCUUUUUUUUUUUUUUUUUUCUUCUCUAAACGGGAUUUGCGGCUGGAUUUAUUCAUUUGUUACCAGACACAUUUAUUGCUAAUCAAGACUCUCCCACGUUGCAGGCACACCAAGUACUGUGAGUGAAGUGAGGAGAAAGUGUUUGAAAUGUCCAUGUCAUCGUCGGGCUAUGGAGCCCCAGUAGUUCAGGUGUCAAACUUGCAGAAAGCCAUUAUCGAUUUAAAUAUGAAUUUCAGUUUUUGUACUUUACACGCAGUCAAAUUAUUUUGGCACAUGCACCUAUUUACCAGACAGCAUGGAGGAGAUCCAACAGUUUCUUUCAUGCGCACUAGUGUUUGUGAAUACAUGCCAACUUUAGUAGUAUGGCCACUUAUUCCAUAUUUGGUGCUAGAUGCCAAAUAUUUGUUUAACUUGUGUAUGUAUAAAUAUGACGACAGUCUCACAUAGGUAUUGCUGACUAGCUAAAAACUGAUUAUAAGCUUAUAUAAAUGAGUAUCACUGUUGUAUACAGGGUCGUGUAGCCGGAAAUAGAAGUGAAAAGAUGCUUUAGGCCACUUUAAUAUAAUACAGUAACAGUUGUCAAAAUGGGAAUUAGUUAUAUUGUUAUGAACCCUCA